Micropterus salmoides (largemouth bass) is the source of this 2202-nucleotide messenger RNA. Its product is annotated as serine/threonine-protein kinase SBK1-like. The transcript is spliced from 4 exons. The coding region runs from base 313 to 1347 and encodes 344 amino acids. The record is from RefSeq and is a predicted model, not a curated record. NCBI's taxonomy places the organism in Eukaryota, Metazoa, Chordata, Actinopteri, Centrarchiformes, Centrarchidae. Gene Ontology annotation, molecular function: ATP binding; protein serine/threonine kinase activity. Gene Ontology annotation, biological process: peptidyl-threonine phosphorylation; peptidyl-serine phosphorylation.
GUGUGCCCUUUGCAGAGGCAGCUAAUCAGCUGUCAAAGUGGGCUCUGUCCCCAUCGCAGCUUUUGAGAGCAGAGUUGCGUGCUGGCCAGUGAAAAGCUCUCAGGUCCACUCAGCACAUUGAUCUUUGCAGCAGCAGCAGUAAAGGUGGAGGACGGAAAGGACAGAAAUUCAACCUGCACUUCCACAGUAAAUUGAUUUGCAAAUUUGUCAGAUGUAAGCAUGGCGGUGUGAGUGUGUGCAAGACAUUUUUGUGUGUUUGGUUGGCCUGUUUUCAGACUCCAGUGACUGUGUUGGGAACCUACGGAAAAAAAGAUGAUUGAGCUGGGUCUCGCUGAUGGCAACCUAAUUGACGAGUUGAUGGAGCUGACGGCACAGAGCCUCAAUCAGCUGGAGAUCCAGGAACACUUCAACAUCAUCAAGGAGAUUGGCCGGGGGAAAUACGGCAAAGUGCUGCUGGUCACACAUCGCUUCAGGGGGACUCCCAUGGCCUUGAAAGUGAUGCCCAAAGCCUCCACUAAGCUACAGGGCUUUCUGCGAGAGUACUGCAUCUCCUUACACCUGUCCUGCCACCCCUGCAUCGUGGGCCUCUUUGGCAUUGCCUUCCACUCUAAUGAGCACUACUGCUUUGCCCAGGAGCUUGUCAUUGGGAGAGACCUGUUUGCUGUCAUCCAGCCAAAGGUGGGUAUCCCAGAAUCUUCAGUAAAACGUUGUGUCCUCCAGAUCGCCAGUGCUUUGGAAUUCAUCCACAGCCAUGGCUUGGUCCACCGUGAUGUCAAGCCUGAAAACAUCCUCCUGUUGGACCAUCACUGUUGCCAGGUAAAGCUGGCAGACUUUGGCCUGGCCCAGAAGAGAGGCACUCUGAUACGCUUCAUCACAGGAACCCUGCCCUACAUGGCCCCAGAACUUUGUACCGUGGCCCUGCUGGGUGGCCAGAAAGAAGUGACUGCUCCUCCACUUAGUGUGGAGCCAAGCCUGGACACCUGGGCCUUCGGGGUGGUCAUCUUCUGCAUCCUUACGGGCUACUUCCCCUGGGAGCACUGCUUAGACUCGGAUGACUUCUACCAGGAGUUUGCAGACUGGUGUAGAACAGAGGAAAGACAUAAAAACGAGGAAGACAUUCCCCCUUUGUGGAAAAGGUUCACACCAGAAGCCAUGGAGAUGUUUGGUAAGCUCUUGGCUCUGGAUGCAGGAAAGAGGUGCACAGUGGGGGAAGUGAGACAGUAUGUGGAAAAGGACUGGCUCAAGAAGGUACAUGGGAUUGGGCAGCAGCAGACAGCAGAAAAAGUCAGUGCCUCUGGGAAUAAUCCUGGGAAUGGCGAGAUGGAGGAUGAGCCUAAUACGAACUAACAGACUGCAUUUGUGUAUUAUCCAUAGCUUUUGUAUGCCUUGCCAGAAUGUAAAAUAUACAAUAUAAACAUUAAACCAGAUAGUUUACCUGAGUAAAAACAAUAUGUCUUCUGUGGCCCAGGAGAGAACUUUCAAAAGUUUGAAUAAAUAACCAUGAUGAUAUGAUUGAGGAUGUCAUGGCUUUAAACUUUAACAUUUUAAACAGAAAGCUUACUCUCUCACUUCUGCCUGCACGGUGCGAGAGGAGAGGGAGAGACGCUGACUGACUACUCUGAGCAGCAUGAGGGUAAAAAAUUAGCCUGCAGUAUAACAGACUUUUUUGAUUUUCACACUUUCUCCCUGAUAGUCGAAAUAUCUAACUAGACCUCGCUUUUUAAAAACAAAGUCGCUUUAUUUUGCUUUACGCUCCUGCUCUGUUCUAAGAAAAUGUUAAAAAGUGCUAUAAGAAUGAAUUUCCAAAGCUAUAACAUACUUAUGUUAGGCUGUCCUGGACAUGAACCCAUUACAUUUUGUGUCUUGUGACUUAAAAGCAACAUUGUUUUUUGCAAAUAUAAACUGCUAACUUUUUAGUUGUGUUACCAGCAUUUGGAUCAACCCUUCAGAUUUGCCUUGAUGUGAUGAUUUACAUGUUUAUUGUACUGGAUAGUGCAACUGCAUGAAAUGAUAGGGGCGCAGAGGAAGUAACACAGGGUUUUGUGGACAGCAAGUAUAAGAAUAAUAUUUGUACCAUUCAGCAUGUGUUUCCAAAUAUUACUGUGAUCUGCAAGCACCAUGCAGCACAUGCUUGUUUAUUGCCUGACAGAUUGCUGCAUAUUCUAACUUUUUGCUCUGGGUGCCACUGUUGUGUCAAGUAUC